Molecule: messenger RNA, 7027 nt
Organism: Gasterosteus aculeatus aculeatus (three-spined stickleback)
Lineage: Eukaryota; Metazoa; Chordata; Actinopteri; Perciformes; Gasterosteidae
Gene: gtf3c1
Product: general transcription factor IIIC subunit 1
Biological process (GO): transcription initiation at RNA polymerase III promoter; 5S class rRNA transcription by RNA polymerase III
Cellular component (GO): transcription factor TFIIIC complex
Molecular function (GO): DNA binding
Source: RefSeq, a predicted model, not a curated record
CCUGACGUCAUCACGUACGCUGAAAUGCACGACGUAACGUUAUUCGGAGGAAGCGUUGUUUUGUAAACACAUUUGGUUAAAUCUUUUAAAGUAAAUUCACCCAACGAGAUUCAGCACGGAGAUAAUCCUUUUUACUCGAUAUUCCACCCGGCGAAUCGUAUGAACGCGCAACAAGCUGCUAACGUCAGUUAGCUAACGCUACUAUCGAGCUAGCAUGUUCGCUUGCGGGCGGCUUUAGCCCAGUGCGGCGGUGUGCGUGGUGGCGCGCUAUGGAGCCGCUAAGUAUAGUUGUGGAUGAGGUGGCUUUGGAGGGACUGGACGGGAUAACUAUUCCCUCUCUUUGGAUACGACUGGAGGGCAGAAAGCCAGCUUUCCCCCUCAAGCUCGACGACUGCACCAAAGACUUCCUCUGGAGGUCUCUCCUCAACAACGGCGACCUGAAGUUCUACCAACUGCCGCAGGAGAGAGGGGACGUGCAGCUGUUUGACAGGUUCAAAAACAUCGACCCAGACACGGGCAUUGAAAGGAGAAUGUCGUUUUCUGACGCGCCAAAAGACGUCUACCCCAUCAGUAUUACUCCAGAAAACCAGCAUGGGAUACAGGGCUCGUGCGCGGUCCUCAAAGAGAGGACAGACGUCACCCAGCACGUCCGAUCCAAGUCCCUCGCCCCGCUGCUCGACCUCCCGGAGGCUUUGGAAAGAUACGGCCGUAAGCUUGUCGUCGUGGCGUCCCAGAUGCUGCGAUUCAGAGCCCUGAUCGGAAUUGACAGCGACCCCGAUCUGAAACUGACCGACUUCUCCUUCUGCGUCUUGGAGCGCGUGGGUCGGGCCCGCUGGCAGGGCGAGCUCCAGAGCGACCUGCACGGGAGCACCUUCAAGAUCGACGCCGGGAAGCUGCACUACAUGCGGAAGGCGCUGGUCAAACACGGGCUCAUCACCAUGCAGUCCCACAUCACGCGGGCGCAUUCAGGGCAGCAGCAACACUCCAUUCUUCUGCUGCUCAAACGCUUCCAUGUGAACAGGAGGACGAAGUACGACAUGCUAAUGGAGUACGUGUCCAACUUCCUCCUGCAGUCGCCUGGUCACUUUGUCAGCGUGCUGGUUCUCAAAGAACAACUCUCCAGCAUCAACGAACGUAGCUUUAGGCUUUUAAUUCGAUACAUGCGAUCUGCCAAGUUGAUUGAGCACUGCCAGUACCCUCUGGAGGACCUGGACCCCGAAGCCGGGCCCUGCACCAACAAAUCAGGGAAGAAGGUGCUCGUGCGUUGUUUGAAGCAGGUGAAGCCGUACGCAGGGAAGGGCGUCGCUGACGACGACGACGAGGACGACGACGAAGAUUACGCCAAUAGAGCUCUCCCUCUGGAGGGGCGCAUCAUGGAGACCGACGUCCUUACGCAGGCUUAUCACAUCGUGUUAUCCGCCGGCUCAAAGGGAAUAAAACAGACGGAUCUCGGGCUGAGAAUGAAUGUCGGCCGGCUGGAAUCUCGUAUGAUUUGUCGAAGGCUGGAGAGGGAGGCACUGAUUAAGGGAUUCAUGGUGGAUGAGGGUCGACAACGGACCACAAGAUACAUCAGCCACAGGUGCGUGGGAGUGAGUAACCAACUCCAAAUGGUCGCUAAGGAGCAGGAGCGGAAGAAGCUUCUUUACUCGUCGCCGCAGACAUCGGAGCGUGAACCUCCCGGCCCGGAAACUCCGCCAGCCUCCACGUCGAAAGGGGCCGUAAACGCCAAACCCCGAGCGGCAAAGAAGCUUCAGACAGCCGGCGGAGGAGGAGGAGACGAGGACAAGGACGCAAAGGAGGCCGGGCGGACGUGCGGCGGCGGCGGAGAAGAAGCAGCGGAUGUAAGCGGUGAAGGCUUGGACGGAGAGGGAGGUGCAGCGGGAAGAAAGUCGGGAGUUGGAAGAAAGAAGGCGGGAAGGAAAAGCGCCGUGAAAACUAGUCAACCUGAGACGGCGGCCGCGCGGACCUCACCGGCCGAAUGUGAAACUCCAGCCAGCGGCGAGAGCACCAGCAGCGCGACGCCCGACUCGGAGUCCACUCCGCGAGCAGCUCUCUUUAAGGAGGAUGAAUCCAGUUCGUUACUCGAGGGGCUGAACGCCGCCGAUAAUCCAGACGACACCAACAUUGAGCUUGUUACAGAUGUCUGCAAGCCGCAGACUCGCGAAAAAUCCAGUCGGUAUCUGGCGAGAUCUCACGAGACGUACCGCCUGCUGCGGAGGAGGAACCUCAUCAUCGAGGCGGUCCGCACCUUCAAAAUCGUCGAGGGAUUUUUCCUGCUUCAAAAGAUAAUCAAUGAAGAGGAGAAGAAGAAUGGGCUCAACACAAAGUGCUGCAGGAAGACUGUUGUGCGUCUCGUGGACGGUCUGUCCAGGGAAGGUUUACUGAAGGUGUACAAGACCACCGUCGUUCAGGACGGGAUCAACAAGAAGCUGGAGAUGAUCGUUCAUCCGUCCAUCCAGCCCAGCGAUGACGUAGUGAGGGGCGUCAUCGAACAGGUCCGCUUCAAAAUCUCCAGCUCUUACUCGGCUGUACGACGGAAAAACGAGGAAGAGGACGCCAGUAAACAAAGCCCGGGGCCCGAGGACGCCAAGGGCGCCGCGUGUGAAAACCUACCCAGAGACAAGAGAAAAGAAGACGAUUUCAGGCCCAAAACAGUUCGGGGGUUGGGCAAGACGCUGGGUUUCCAGCCUAAGAUGCAUCGCCUGCAAGUUGUUCACAGUUUCCUCUGCCACGUGAUCUACGGGCACCCGGCAAUAAACGACCCCACCGACGUCCGGCCCGCCGCUCGGACGCCGGCGGACGCCAGCGGCUCCGAUGCCAAGGCGCCGGCGGACGCAAACGGACGGGCGCGGCCGCCGGAGGGGCAGCCCGCCGAUUCCACCGCGGCCGACUUGGACGUGGCGUUAUCGUCGGACGAUGAAGAGGAGGUGAAGGACAAAGCGACGUCUGCGCGGCCUCAGUCCGACUUGAAAGUGUACGCCGAUGAAGAUACCUGGAAGAAAUUCGUUCCUCCUGUGCGAGUUCACAAGGGGUUCAUCAGCGGCUGGGCGAUGGUGGGCGACCUGCUCCUCUGCAUGCCGCUCUCCAUCUUCAUUCAAGUCAUACAGGUCAACUACAAGGUGGAUGGACUGGAGGAAUAUCUCAGCGACCCUGUGAAGCAGCACCAUCUGAUCAGAGCGCUGCCCGCCCGAAUGAAGAGACAGCUGCUUUACAAACGGAGAUACAUCUUUUCGUUCCAUGUGAACCUGCAGAAGUUGGUCUACAUGGGCCUGCUGCUGUUUGGUCCUGUGGAGAAGUUCACGGACAAAGACCAGGUGUUUGUGUACCUGAGGCGGCACGCCACCAUCGUCGACACCACCAGCGCCGACCCUCACUACUGGCUCGUCACCGAGUCGCCUGAGAAACCCUUCGAGAGGCGCCGGUACACGUUUAACACCUCGGAAGACGUAGAGAACUACUGGUUUGACCUGAUGUGUGUCUGCCUCAACACGCCGCUGGGGAUAGUCCGCAGUAAGAGAAGCGCAGAUAAUGAAACGGCACCUUCCUUUUUGCAUGAACGCCACGUGUUUGCGGGACUGGCGUACCUGCUAAAGGGCUCCCGUGAGGUGUCUGACGACUGGUCGACACCGGGAGACGGGAAAGGAGCCGCAGGUCUGGACUCUGAAUUCUUCGCUCAUCUGAAACGCAACUGGCUGUGGACCAAUCACCUUCUGAUGUCCAAAUCGACCCCGUCCGGUAGCGUGUCGAAGGAGAACAAAAUCCGCCUGAAGAGUCUCUUGACCAGAAACGCUUUCAGGAUUGUGCUUAAAGCCGGGGGAACGACUGCACCUCGCUACGUGACCAACAAGAGGCCGCUGAUUACAGAGAUUGUGACGUUGGGUGUCGAGCCGGCGACCAGAAACAAGCGGGUGGUCGGAGGGAAGAAACAGAAGAGGAAGAGAAUCAAACAGCAGGCGGUCAAAGCUCCACGCAAGAAUAAGGAGCCGAAGAAGCGCACCCCUGCUCACGACGAGGCGGACCACCGAGCCAUAAAGAUGAUGACCCGGCAGCGGGUCUACUGGUCCGUGCAGGAGGACUCGCUGAUGAUGCUCUGCCGGGUGGCCGCACACCUGCUCAACAGCAAAUUAAAAAGGCCGUACGUGCCGUACUGUGUGGUGAGAGACCUCCUCCAGGCCGAGUACGAGACAUCGAUGGAUAAAACGUCCGUCGCCGUCGGGCGCCGCACCCGAUACAUCCUGAAAAACCCGCAGACUCUUCUGAACUACAGGAUCUGUCUGGCUGAGGCGUACCAGGACAAACCUCUGAUGAAACUGUUGGAGUCCAAGAAACCUGCUGAUCCGGAGAACUCAGAUGAUUGUGCUAAGUCGUUCUCUGAGUAUGCCAGACUGCUCAGGGAGAAGUUCAGAUCUGUUCUGAGCACCACGGAUUUGGUCAUACCGGACACAAAACCACAGCUCUUCUCACGGUUCAAGGUGUCGGCGAUAGAGAGCGUGAGGAAGGUGGCGAGGAAAGACACCCUCAACUGCACGGAUGACAUUCAUACCCUCGUGUUAGAAAACCUGAUCCAGAGCACUCUGGCCAUGACCAACGCUCAGAUGAAGUCGUCCCGGUCCUUUCAGACCUUCCACAUGUACAGUCAGUACAAGCAGGAGCUGCUGUGCCAGAUCUUCAUCCGUUUCAGGAAGAGGGGUCUGGUCAACCGCCGCCGCAUCCAUCAUUUGUUCGGGCCGAAGAAGAACCGCGCGCUGCCCUUCCUGCCAAUGUCCUACCAGCUGUCCCACUCCUACCACCGGUGUUUCUCGUGGCGCUUUCCUCACUCGCUGGUCAGCAACUCCCUCCGCUUCCUGAGGGGUCUCCUCCGCAACGGGACGGGAGACGACCGACCCGCUGUCGAGUUCUUCCACGAGACCGUGAACCGGUCACCGAGCGGCGAGGAAGCGACGGAGAAGCGAGCGGCCUCGGGGAAGAAACAAAGGAAGAAAGACGAGGGAGGACCGGUGGGGGAAGCGCAGGCGGCAAUCGUCGACGCCGCGACGGAAGGAGACGACGACGACGACGGCGACCGAACCGGCGCGCCGGGAGCGGAGGAGGCGAUGGAGGAGGCGACUAGCGAGAAAACCCAGGCGCCGGGCGAAGCGGACGACCAGCAAACCCCGGCGGAGGGUCUCCCAGCUGGUCCUGCUGAAGAGCGACCCGGCGGGGAGCAGGCGGACGAUGCCCCGCCCACAGGGGAGGAGUCUCCGGAUGUGUCGGACAUGAUGUUCUUCUCCAUGGACUCUGCGGACGGAGGCUGCGCCGUGUCUCUCAGCCUGAUGUCUCUGGGACUGCUGAGCGUCCUCGUCUCCGUACCCAGACAGAUGGUGGUGGUGGACAGUAACCUGUUGGACACCAGCCUCGUCAAGAGCGUCGGCGCUUUGGAAGAAGAGGAGGACGACGACGAAGAUGAUGCUGAAGAGUGUGACGGGAAGAAGAAGCUAGAAGUGAAGUCACAGGCGUCUCACACCAAGUACCUGAUGAUGCGCGGGCACCGCUCCCCUGGCAUAGUCAAACUACGUAACCUCAACACCACCGACAGCAUCGUGGUGGAGUCGUGUUUUGUGCGGUUGAAGCUGCGCGACACACCUGCUCACCACCUGUUCCCUCAAGAGAGAAUCUCACCGCUGGACUUGAGAAAAAGCGGCGUGCGCCAGCUGCCCUCCGUCCUCACCGCCUUCACCCGCUGCUCCUCCUCGCCGUCUCCCGGCGAGCUGCAGGAGUGUCACGCGCGUUUGACCCAGCAGAGGGGCUACACUGCUCAGGACAUCGAAGCGUGUGUGCAGCUCCGGAGCAGCUUGGCUGCAGCUGGUGAGAAUGGCCUGGACGUGGGCGACCUCCACCGGGGGCACCAACACCUGGAGGAGCCGCGGGCCGGACGCACCCGCAGCCUGCAGAAGUACAUGCAGGACUUGGAAGAAGAAGGCCAGGUGUCAAAAGUCGGGGGUCUGGGCGCCCGUUGGGUGCUCCUGCAGCACGCCGACCCGUGGCUGCUGACCGUGAACUCAAAGCAUUGGUCCAACUCCAGCACCGCCUGCGACAGACUCCCCUUUUUGCAGAAAGGGCACAAGAUCCCCUUCCUGCGCAAGAGAUCCAGGCGAGAAGCGCCAAAGGAGGCCGGGGAGCCGCCUGCGAAAAAAUCUCCUCCGGUCGAACCGGCAGGCGAGGACGGACCCGGGGGAACAUCGGGUGACGCGACGAAAGAGGCUCUGAGGGAGGAAGAGCAGCCGGGGGGGCAGAGGGAGCGGGCGGACCAGGGGGGUGCAGACGAAUCCCCCAACCCGGAAGCGGAGGGAGGGAAGCCGUCGCCGCCUGGAGAGGACGGAGAGCGCAAGGCGGCGGAGACGGAAGGAAGGCGGCCAGAAAGGAAACUUCGUAGAGUCCGAUUGAAGAGUAUCGACGGCGCGGGGGAGGAAGCGGCGGGCUCUGCGGCCGGAGCCGAUGACCCCAGCAACCGGAGCUUCAUCAGCCGGCCGUGGCGCAUGGUCGACGGCAACCUGAACCGGCAGGUGUGCAAGUUCAUGCUGGAGGCCGUCAUGUACCACGUCAUGUCCCGGCCCGGACUCACGCAGCAGACGCUGGUGGAGCACUACAAGGACAAGCUGCAGCCGAUGGCGGUGCUGGACCUGCUGCAGGCGCUCAUCGAGCUGGGCUGUGUGACGAGGAACACUCUGUCCAGACCUCCCAAGGCCUCGCUGUUCUCCCUCGCCGUGCACACCACCAGCGCGGAGACCCCGGUGGAGGACCCGGGUCUGGUGUUUUACGAGCCCACCAUCAGCUGCCUGCUGCGGCUCGGCAAGGCGAUACCCGAGGAACGCCACACCCAUUACACGCAGUGGACGUCCUCCCCGACCUGAAUAAUGCUUCAUGUUCCGUGUCAACGGGUCCUUCGGGACAGAUUUUACUUUUACGAGGAUUCUUCUUUUUUUUUACAUUCUUUGUAUGUUUAUCUGUUGUUCCCAUCGGAAUCCAAAUAAAGUCAUUCUAAGACAAA